AUGAGUGACAGGAACAAGCCGGAAUGGACGGAAGUGACGCAAGAAUACGAUGGUGAAAACUGCGGACUUACGGAAUUCCCGAAUGAUAUUCUGCAGAAAUAUCGCCAUGCAAGAGUGGUCUUACUAAGUGGUAACAGAAUACGUCAGUUGCCCGAAACAAUCAGAUGUUUUGACCGAAUAGUUCUACUCGGAUUGAAUGGUAACCGUCUAUCAGCACUGCCGGAAUGCAUCGGCGAGCUGACAACGCUGAGGUCGCUGGGCGUACUGGGUAAUCCACUGAGGUCGUUGCCAAGCUCAUUGGUCAAUCUGGUCAACCUGGAAGAGUUUUACUGUGAUUCCAUUCCUGGUUUGUUGGAUAGAGGCGUCGGCAUUUGGGAGGAUAAAAUGAAAGUACGAAGAUUAUGGAUGGAAAUCUUUCCCGAUAUGCCAGAUAUCGACCAGAGCAAACCUGAGAAACUGAAACCCAAGAUGACAAUUGGGGACGACCUUUCAGAUGAAGAUGAUGAGGUAGUUGAAAGGAAAAUGAGUGUGGAGAUAAUGGAGAGAUAUCCGAUGGGCCAUACGUCAAAGGGUCAAGCAAUUAUUAUCAAUAAUAACAAAUUUCAAACGCUUCCUAGUAGAGAUGGAACAGAGAUUGAUGAAAAAAAAAUUGAGGAUUUAUUUGAAAGUCUGGGUUUAACAGUGCAUAUCUAUCGAGAUAUGACUGCUGAUGAAAUCACAACAGCCUUAAGAUGCCUGAGUCGACAGGAACACCACAAAGCCUCUUGUAUCGCAGUGUGCAUACUCUCACAUGGUAGAGGAGAUGAGGUCGUCGGUGUUGAUGGGAAAUCUAUUCACAUUGAAGACAUCACCAGAUGCUUCAAAGCAGCUGAAUGCCCCACUUUAGCUGGAAAACCCAAAUUGUUCUUCAUCCAGGCGUGCCAGGGCAGGGAUGCGACGCAACCCUCCAGAGUGGAAGCGGGUGGCAGUGUAGCAGCCAUUAUUCCGAACGAACCUGAUUUCUGUAUCAGCCUGUCAACCUCCGGGUGUGGAGCAUUGAGAGAUGCCGAGAAUGGAACGUUUUAUAUCACGCAAAUAGUCGACAUGUUGAGCACCUCUUCAGAGGAACGUGAUUUUCAGCAUGUUCUCUCAGAGGUACACAGUCAGGUUGCUAAGCGACUUGGCUUUCAGUUGACUCUCAAACGGUUGAAACGAUCUGAAGACAUAAUGAGUGAGAAGAUGGAAAUGACGUCAGUUGCUGAAUAUCAUGACGCGGACGCAAACGAGGCAAGCGACGCCACUGACGAGUCAGGGUCAAGAAAAAACAAAAUAUAUGACUGUAAAAUUGACCCAAUUUUAUUGAACUCAAAAUUGUUUUAUUUUUUCUUCUUUGGCGGACUCGGUGCUGUAUUACCGUAUUUAACUAUCUACUAUAAACAGCUUGGCAUGGAUCCGUUGCGUCUUGGGUUAGUGGGUGGCAUUCGACCGUUCAUAGGUUUCCUAAGUGGUCCACUAUGGGGCGCCAUCGCCGACAAAUACCGAAUACGAAAACUCAUGUUAAUGUUUUCGCUCUGUGGUUGGAUCACAAUGAUUUUAGUAUUGGGGUUUGUGCCACCGGCCAAGGAAGGUGAAUGUCCCGUUGCUGCGAACGUAGUUGGGCAAUAUUUGAACGAAACUAACGGCUCCACAGCCAUCAACGUAGAGAUGUCUCGCCGAAGAACGAGGUCUCGCUCCACCACUGAUCUCGCUCGGAUGAACUUCAGGAGUUCUGUUGAGAUUUAUUUACAUGCACCGACACUGAACAACGCCGGAAAGUCACGUGAUUUAUCUAAAGGACGCAAAAACAUAUUCGCGAGGUCCGCCGAUCGCAAUUUUAGCGACGAGAUCGUGUCCGAGAUUGAGGUGAUGACAAACGAAGAGGAUCGAAGUUGGUUGUACGAUCACAACAGUCUGCUGAAUUUGUUUCUGCUUCUAAUGACGCUUACCAUGGCGGGAGAGUUCAUGCAAUCGCCUACGUCAGCCUUGGCGGACACAGCCACUCUCAACAAUCUAGGUGGGGGCAAUAUGGAUAAAUACGGUCACCAGAUCGUCUGGGGUGCCAUAGGAUGGGGAACAGCAUCGUUUGCUGUCGGUGCACUGGUUAAUUUAACUAGACACACUACCAUAAAGUGUGGUAUCGAGUUGGUUUUCAGCGAUUAUCGUGUGGCUUUCUACUGUUUUGCUGCAUUAAUGAUAGGCGCUUUUAUUGUGGCAGUCAGAUUAAAAUUCAAGGAUGAUGAUAACGAUGAAUCUUCGAAGCACAGUCUAGCAUCUUUGAUCAAGUUAUUGAGUAAAAUACAAUAUUUCUCAGUUCUAGCAGUAGGCUGCUUUGUAGGUAUUUGCAACGGGGUUGUCUAUGGAUUCAUUUUUUGGCACUUGGAGAAUCUUGGUGCAUCGCAAUUACUUAUGGGGACAUGCAGCUUUGUGUCUUCCGUGUCACAGAUUAUUUUGUUCUUUCUGUCACAUCCGCUGUUAACGGCGAUUGGAAACGUCAAUAUCUUGUAUCUGGGGCUGUUGUGCUACGCUCUCAAAUUUCUUAUCUAUGCACUCGUCACAAAUCCAUGGUGGGUACUUCCGGCGGAAGCACUACAUGGUCUGACAGGAGCUGCUGUGUGGACGUCAUUGUCGACAUACUUGGCAUUCAUCGUACCGAGUGAGUCGUUUGCCACGAUGCAGGGAAUUCUACACGGAGUCCACUGGGGUCUUGGCAGCGGAGUUGGUAAUAUGCUUGGUGGUGUGUUGGUUGAUGAGUUCGGAGCUGUCAUCACGUUCUUCGUAUUCUCUGUUAUAAAUAUAGUAGUUUUAGGACUGUUCUUCUGUAUUCAAAAGUGUUGUCCAAGUGCUGAAUCUACUGUGGAUGGCUACAAUGAACUUGAAGGACUGACAAAAGAAGAGGUAGUGAAAAAGCAACUCGAUUAA
Molecule: messenger RNA, 2937 nt
Organism: Saccoglossus kowalevskii
Lineage: Eukaryota; Metazoa; Hemichordata; Enteropneusta; Harrimaniidae
Product: major facilitator superfamily domain-containing protein 6-like
Cellular component (GO): plasma membrane
Molecular function (GO): transmembrane transporter activity
Source: RefSeq, a predicted model, not a curated record